Plenodomus lingam JN3 is the source of this 699-nucleotide messenger RNA. RefSeq lists its product as uncharacterized. The record is from RefSeq and is a predicted model, not a curated record. Lineage: Eukaryota; Fungi; Ascomycota; Dothideomycetes; Pleosporales; Leptosphaeriaceae.
AUGCGAUCUUUUGCACUUUUCGCAGCGCUCUUUGCUGGGUUCACUGCGGCCGAGAAGCUGCUCUACCGCAACACAUUUAACAGUACCAAUGCGAUAGCUGGCUGGGUAGCAGAGGGCCCCGUAGUAGCAAGUGUUUCGAACAACACCCUCACCUUGAGUGGUGCUGGCAACCCAAACGACUACUUCGUCUACUGGCUACCGGAAGUAUUCCCAGAUCGCAUUCGGAUCAGUUGGGAAUUUUUGCCAACUCAAGAACCUGGGCUCGCUAUGCUUUUCUUCGGCGCUACCGCUGUCGAUGGUGGUAGCGUUUUUGAUCCUGGACUGAAGCCUCGCAAUGGCUCCUAUCCGCAAUACCACUCCAGCGAUAUUCGACUUCUACAUGCGUCUUACUUCCGCCGCCGAUGGCCUGAAGAGCGCGCAUUUCAUUUGGCCAACCUCCGCAAAUCGCCGGGUUUCCAUCUCGUCGCGCAAGGUGCCGAUCCUAUUCCCCCCGUGGUAGAUACCCAAGGCGCCUUUUACAAAAUCGAAGUUGUGAAAGAUGAGCGUGAAGCCAGGUUCUCCGUCAACGGACUGCUCCUCUUCUCUUUCGAUGAUACGCACACAGAGACUGGCCCGGUCGUCCGUGGCGGUCGCAUUGCACUGCGCCAGAUGCAACCGUUGAUUGCACAGUACCGAAAUCUUGAAGUUUGGGGGUUGUAG